Cucumis melo (muskmelon) is the source of this 1913-nucleotide messenger RNA. RefSeq names its product probable WRKY transcription factor 31. Bases 111 to 1841 code for a protein of 576 amino acids. Gene Ontology annotation, biological process: regulation of DNA-templated transcription. Gene Ontology annotation, molecular function: DNA-binding transcription factor activity; sequence-specific DNA binding. The transcript has 5 exons. NCBI's taxonomy places the organism in Eukaryota, Viridiplantae, Streptophyta, Magnoliopsida, Cucurbitales, Cucurbitaceae. The record is from RefSeq and is a predicted model, not a curated record.
GUUUGAAGUAGUGUUGUGUUGUGUUGUUCGUCAAGUCUUCCCUUCCAAAUUUAUAGCCGAGUCCAUUGAAACGGUUUGAAAGAAAAAGUGUGUUUUUUUCUUUAAGAUCUAUGGCCAAACCAAGUGGACUCUCCAUUGAUUCAGAUCCAUUCUUCCUCUUCCUUCAAUUUUCUUUUUAUCCCACUCAACCACCACCACCGCCCCUCUCCCCCUCCCCCUCAUGGAUGCCGCCGCUCCUUCCCCUUCUCCUCCUCCCCUCCAGUUUCCGGUUAACCUCAAUUCCACCCUCCCCGAUCCCCACGAUUCUCCUCCUCCUCCUCCUCCUCCUCCUCCUCCCCCCCCCUCCGCCGCCUCCGCCUCCUGCCCACCGCCCCUUCUUCGACGAAAUGAACUUCUUCCCCUCCGAUGAUAAAUCCCGAGUCCUUUCUACUUCUCACUCCAAUCUUACUCCCACCAAACUCCCCUUCAAUAAUGUUAAUACCGGGUUGAAUCUCUUGACGACCAACUCGUGUAGCGAUCAAUCCAUGGUGGAUGAUGGAGUUUCACCAAACCCAGAAGAAAAAAGAGUGAAAAACGAGAGAGCAGUCCUUCAAGCUGAAUUGGAGAGGAUAAACUCAGAGAAUCUAAGAUUAAAAGACAUGUUAAAUCAAGUGACGAGCAAUUACCAAACUCUACAGAUGCAAUUCAAUACACUAAUACAAACCCAGAAAACAGAAGACGUCGGUGACCCAAUUGAGGAAAACGCCGACGGCAGUGGUGGCGGAGGGAAUAAUAAUAACAACAACAACAACAAUAAUACAAAUAUUAGUAAUAAACUGGUGCCGAGACAAUUUAUGGAUCUUGGAUUAGCUACCAAUAUGGAGAACGAUGAGGAGUCGAUGUCUUCGUCAGAAGGAAGGAGUGGGGAGCGCUCCCGGUCGCCGGGAAACACCGGAGAAGUAGCAUCGAAACGGCAUAGCCCAGAUCAAUCUUCCAAUUGGGGUUCCAAUAACAAUAAUAAUAAUAAAGUUCCAAAAUUCAGUUCUUCAUCGGGUAAAGAAGUGGAUCAAACUGAAGCUACUAUGAGAAAGGCUAGAGUCUCCGUUCGAGCCAGAUCAGAAGCACCCAUGAUAACAGAUGGAUGUCAAUGGAGAAAAUAUGGACAAAAAAUGGCGAAGGGAAACCCUUGUCCACGAGCUUACUAUCGUUGCACAAUGGCUCUCGGCUGCCCGGUUAGGAAACAAGUACAAAGAUGUGCAGAAGACAAAACAAUAUUGAUAACAACCUACGAAGGAAACCACAACCAUCCAUUGCCGCCGGCAGCCAUGGCCAUGGCAUCUACCACAUCAUCGGCGGCAAGAAUGCUUCUAUCAGGAUCCAUGUCAAGUGCUGAUGGUUUAAUGAACUCCAACUUUUUAGCAAGAACCUUAUUACCUUGUUCUUCAAGCAUGGCUACAAUCUCAGCCUCAGCUCCAUUUCCCACCGUCACAUUAGACCUAACUCAAACCCCUAAUCCUUUAUUCCAACGCCCAGCCCCUGGUCACUUCCCGAUCCCAUUCGCAGCGGCCGCUCCCCCUCAAACCUUCCCACAGAUCUUUGGACAUGCUUUAUACAAUCAAUCAAAAUUCUCCGGCCUCCAAAUGUCUAAGGAUAUCGAAGCACCGUCUCCUCCCCCACCUACGCAAAAUCCAUUUACCGACACGUUGAGUGUGGCGGGUGCAGCCAUCGCGUCUGACCCCAAUUUCAUUGCGGCCUUGGCAACAGCAAUGACGUCGCUGAUCGGGGGAUCGCAUCAUCAGAAGGAGAAUGGUAAUGGCAGUAGUAAUGUUGAUAAUAAAACAAGUAGCAACUCCCAACAGUAACACCAAGAACAACAACAACAAUGUUAUAAUUGCCAUUUUAAGAACCAAGAAAAGAACUUUUUUUUCUUUUUC